AGGCUGGGUGGCUCAGCUCCGCCUCCGCCGCCGCCCCGCGCAGCGCCGCGCCGGGCCCGACAAGCCGGGCCUGAGGAGAGCCGCCGAGAGAAGGACGCGGGCAGCCAUGGCCGAAGCGGCGCCUGCCCCGGCUCCAGAGAGGGACAAGCAAACAGGGGAUGAAAGGCCUUCGCCGCCUUCUCCAUCACCCCAGCUGGCUGCUGAGAAGAGCUCAUACCUCUACUCCACGGAGAUCACGCUGUGGACGGUGGUGGCCGCCAUCCAGGCCUUGGAGAAGAAGGUGGAUUCCUGCCUGGCCCGCCUGCUGACUCUGGAGGGGCGGACAGGGAAGGCCGAGAAGAAGUUGGCCGACUGCGAGAAGACGGCCGUGGAGUUGGGGAACCAGCUGGAGGGCAAGUGGGCAGUGCUGGGGACCCUGCUGCAGGAGUACGGGCUGCUGCAGAGGCGGCUGGAGAACGUGGAGAACCUGCUGAGGAACAGGAACUUCUGGAUCCUGCGGCUGCCCCCGGGCAGCAAGGGCGAGGCCCCCAAGGUGCCCGUGACCUUUGAUGAUGUGGCCGUGUAUUUCUCUGAGCCAGAGUGGGGCAAGCUGGAUGAGUGGCAGAAGGAACUGUACAAGCACGUGAUGCGGGGCAACUACGAGACGCUGGUCUCCCUGGAUUAUGCCAUCUCCAAACCGGACAUCCUCACCCGGAUGGAGAGGGGAGAGGAGCCUUGCCCUGAAGGCCCGAGGGGCCGGGAGGAGGGGAGUGACAGAGAGGAAGCACGCCCAAGGAGGCUGGGCGCUGGCCUUCCUCCGUACCCAGAGCACAUCUCCAGCCCAGUCAGCCCUGCCCAGAAGGAGCCAAAAGAAGGUCAGGCCUCCAAGCAGCAGCAAGACUCAGAAACAAGAGUAACCCCACCUGAAACGAGCACUGGACCGCUAGCCAGCACUAGCGUUUUGUCCUCGGUUAAACGGGAGGAAGAAUCUUCAGAUGGGGAGUCACCCACCUCCCCUCCCAGGGACAUCCUGCCCGGCACGGGGCCAGGUGGUGGCGGUAUGGUCAUCAAGACGGAAGCACAAUCUGAGGACGAGAUGAUGCCUGAGCAGCUCUACCUGGGGGAGUCCCCCAGCCAGCCAGAGUGUAGACUCCCCAAAGGGCCCCGGAGCAGGACCGGGGGUUCCGGCCGGCUUCACUCGGGGGCAGUGCCCAGGGCGCGGGCAGGGGACCCUCUGCCACCGGGGGCACCGGGGGCGGGGGGCGAGCCGCCUCGCAUCCUCCCCCGCCGGCGAGAGCGGGCCUUCCCCUGCCCUGACUGCGGACAGAGCUUCCGCUUGAAGAUCAACCUGACCAUUCACCAACGGACCCACGCGGAGGAGGAGCAGCAGCGCGGGGAGGCCCGGGGCGGCUCGGCCUCCGGGGCCGGGGCACGUGCCCACCCCGCGCUGGAGCCGGGGGAGGUGGUGGUGCCCGGCCCUGUCAUCCGCUGGCUCCCAGAGGAGCCCGAGGGCCGCCGCUGCUUCGUGGGGCGGAGGCCGGCGGCCGCCAAGGUGUACCACUGCAGCGAGUGCCUGCGCUUCUUCCAGCAGCGGAAGAGCCUGCUGCUCCACCAGCGCCUGCACACCGGCGACAGCCAGGGCUGGCCCGCCUGCCCCUACUGCGGCAAGGCCUUCCGCCGGCCCUCGGACCUCUUCCGGCACCAGCGCAUCCACACGGGCGAGCGGCCCUACCCGUGCCCCGAGUGCGGCCGCGCCUUCAACCGCAACCACCACCUGGCAGUCCACAUGCAGACGCACGCGCGCGGCCAGGGCGGCCCGCACGUUCCGGCUCCCCCCGCCCGCCUGGGCAGCCCGCCGCUGGCACGGCCCAGCCCCUCCGAGGAGGGCUGACCGGGCAGGAGCCUGCGGGGCACACCCUGCAGGACCACCUCUCCACCGGCGGAGCCUUUCCACUUGUGCCUGAUGCUGGUUCCUCCUUCUGGGAUGGCUUUGGAGAGAGCUUUUUUCCCUUCAUUCAAAUGGGAAGCAGUGGCCUUUUUGAUGACAGAGUGUAUGCAUGCCAGAUGCCUCAGUUUCCUAAGUUUGUCACUCUGCUGCCUUUUCUACAUUCCUGACUUAUACAGGAGCCACUAAGGCUCAGGGGAUGCCAAGCUUUGGUGGGGGCCUUUGACGGGUACCAUGGACAGGCAACAGGACCAGAGGCCAUGGCCUUUCUAGUAGGGGGUGUUCGAGACACGGAGAGCCUGGGGUUUGAUUUUAUACACAGAGGUCUUGGCCUUCUGUCAACACGAGAAACAGCAGAGUGGACAGACAGCCUGAAGAAUAGGCACUGGAAAUUUAAGUUUUCUACUGUUAUUUUGAAACUUUUUUUUUAUGGAGAUUUUCUAAGUGCUUCUGUAAGUAUUGUGUGUGGUUGUAAAGGGAACCAAGAACUCCUGAGGGGCAGGGAUUAUUCUGCCACCUCCUUGUGUGUGGGGAUGGCAGAGGGACUGUCCAGACCAGCCUGGGAAUGCCUGUUGAUGGGGAUGCCUUGGCUACUGCCCUGGAAACCAGGUGUCUUCCCAGGUGUGUGUUCCUUGGCCUAGACUGAUUCCCAGUAUUCCUGGUCCUUUCCCCAGUGGGUGUUCACAUCCAUGAUUGAUUUUGGUAAUCAGCUGAGAGCGGGGAACUGCAGCCUGGAGUGGAUGACAUUUCCCCCAAGGUCUCAGUGUUCAUGGGUGUGCACGCUCCAUGGACUGGACCCCACCUGACACCUGGGGGGUGGGGGAGGUCAGGUGCAGAGCGGGCCCAGGAAGUUCCUCCCGAGAGGAAGAUCCUGGUCUGAGUGAGGCUGGUCAGCCCACAUGGACUGUGGGGUUGCCAGGCCUGAUUUGUCACAUUAAAGGAGGGGGUUGUCUUCUAGAACUUGGGGCUCAUGGCAGAAUUAGGCCAGGAGAUCUAGGUGAAUCUUUUAACCACCUCCAUGCUCGUGUUACUUGUCUGUCGAAGGUGGUAAUGACCCCAGUGCAUCCUACCUCACCUUAAAGUUGUCAGGGUCAUAAUAGAUUUAGAGGCAGCAGGACAAAUAGGAAGCCUGAUUUCAACCUUCCUUUCAAGUUCAGGGCCCCCUUUCUCUUUCAUGUUGAUCUCCAGCCCUCUUCCCAGUCAGAAUCAAGAAGGACCUUUAUUUUCUGGAGUGAGUGGAAGGUCCCACGGGUGCAGAGUGAGGUAAGACUUUCCCUUUGGGCUGUAUCCCCCAGGAGCCUUUUGUACCUCAGUGGAACAAAUUCUCACCAAAGCAAUGAGGUUCAAACUGUGGAGGUUCGGGCCAUUGGGCCUCGUGGAGAAGUCUUGAUGGCAGCUAGUUUCUUGUGCCUCUUAAAUCACACCACUUUGGGUGCUCCCCAUAGACCAGCCCUCGGUCUGGGUGAUUUUGAAGCUGGAGUGAUGGGUCCUCAGCUCUUCUGAUUGUUGUCUUACUUAUCUGGCACUAUGUGAAGUGUCCAGUGUUCAGGCCUGCUUCCAGGUGCCUGGGUCCCUGGCUGUGCCACUUCCUCUUGCCCCCCUCUGACCCUCGUACCUCUCCUAAAGUCCUGAACAGGGUUGGGGGCAGAUGGAAACAUUGCUGUCAUCUCUGGGGCAAGAGUAUACACGUCAGUGACCGCUCAGCCAAGCUCCUCUGGGCUUGGGAGAGGUGCCACCCUUCCCUGCCAUAGAUUCUGUUUGCUCUGGUAUCUCCCAGCCCUUGCCAGGGCCCCACAGUCAGGGCUGGGCUGUCAGCAAGUGCUCAGACAGGAUGUAGUGCUAGUGAAGCUGCUGAGAGCUUAGCCCUCAGCUGCAAGAGCUAGUCUCAGGUGUUUCCUUGGAAGGCCUCAGGCCUCAGAGUUUCCAGGCUUUUCUAAUGCUUAAUGCCCUGUGUAAAUAUGCAGACUCUAACAGAAGCAGCAGUUACUGUGCAGUGGUGCUCCUCUUCCAAAGCAUUCAGUGUGCCAGGCUCCCAGCUAGGCCCUGUGAAUUUGCCUGGCACUCAAUAGGUGUUCAAAGGACAUUCUUUACACUAAAAUGAGUCAACGGAGGCUGCGUCACCUGGGAGGCUGGAGCCUGGUUUGACCCCAGACCCCCAGUUCUGGGUCUCGGGUUUCUCAUUUGUAAAGCAAAGUUGGGGUUCUGGUGUUAAAGGCCCUUAAGAACUGUGACGGUGGUGGAACCUUGGCCCCAUCAGUGCUCAAUAAAU
Molecule: messenger RNA, 4193 nt
Organism: Mesoplodon densirostris (Blainville's beaked whale)
Lineage: Eukaryota; Metazoa; Chordata; Mammalia; Artiodactyla; Ziphiidae
Gene: ZNF783
Product: zinc finger protein 783
Exons: 7
Coding region: 107-1870 (587 amino acids)
Biological process (GO): regulation of DNA-templated transcription
Source: RefSeq, a predicted model, not a curated record